Messenger RNA from Coregonus sp. 'balchen', 5512 nucleotides. The record is from the annotation of a GenBank genome assembly. NCBI's taxonomy places the organism in Eukaryota, Metazoa, Chordata, Actinopteri, Salmoniformes, Salmonidae.
AUGGACGACCAGGAGCUGGGCUUCAAGGCGGGGGACGUCAUUGAGGUAGUGGAUGCCACCAACAAGGAGUGGUGGUGGGGACGCAUCCUGGACAGUGAGGGCUGGUUCCCAGCCAGCUUCGUCCGGGUAAGAAACUAACUCUACAUAUCUCCUCUCUCUCUCUCUCUCUCUCUCUCCAUCUCCCUGGGGAACUGAGGACAACAGAAAUGAACUACUCUGUCUCUUGCUUAUAUUUGAUAUAUAUUAUUAUUGUUAGGGUUGUAAGUGCAGCUGGUGCUGCAGUUGUGCAAAAUGUUUCUGUAGCAUCUAAACUUUAGUGAUCUGAUAGUGAGGGUAUUCUAGAACAACGGCGCCUCUCUUCCUGGUCCCUGUAGUUGCGUGUGAACCAGGAUGAGCCCAUGGAGGAGUACCUAUCCCACCUGGAGGAGGCUGGGGCUGGGGAGGAGGACCAGCCAAGGGUGGGUCUGUUCCUGGGACCAGGCCUGCCCUGUAAGGAACAGAUGAGGACUAAUGUCAUCAAUGAGAUCAUGAGCACGGAGAGAGACUACAUCAAACACCUCAAAGACAUCUGUGAGGUCAGUUCAGCUCAGUUCAGACUACAACGUCUCAAGUUUCAACCUGAUUAUUUCUGGGAAUUCUUAACAUAUUUUACAGAGUAAAAUCAGGUAUACAUCUGUAUGAUUUACUACAUGGGUCUACUGUUCCUCUCUCAGGGUUACAUCAAGCAGUGCCGUAAGAGGAUAGACAUGUUCACAGAGGAGCAGCUGCGGUGCGUCUUCGGCAACAUCGAAGACAUCUACCGCUUCCAGAAGAAGUUCCUGAAAGAUCUGGAGAAGAAGUUCAACAAGGAGCAGCCGCACCUCAGCGAGAUCGGCUCCUGUUUCCUGGAACACGUGAGUACCCACAACCCACUGUGACAAUGACUUCACCUGACCUUUGUCAUAUGGCCUGCAUAACGCUAUGUAAUGCUGUCAGAAACAUGACAUAACAUGACGUAACAGGUUAAAUGAAUGUGUGCUUUGAUUGUGGCCUAUGAUGCCACUUAUGUAAAUAAUAGACAAUUACUGUAUUAUUAUACAGGCUUUUUUAUUUUUUUAACCUUUAUUUUAUCAGGGAUUCAUACUGAGACCAAGGUCUCUUUAACAGAUGUGCCCUGAAUUACAUAAAUUACAGAAAAUACACAUCAAAAUGCAAGCAGAAAGAAAAACACAGUCAUAAAAAACAAACACAUUCAUCAGUAAUAAGGUCCACAAUCAGCUUUCGGAAUUGCCCUGGAGGCACCAGAACAUCACAUUUAAGAACAUUUGGAAGAUUAUUCCACAAAUAAGGUGCAAGAAAACUAAAAGCUGAUUUACCUAACUCAGUAGAGACCAUAGGAAUUUCCAGAGUUAACCAUCCCUGAGACCAGGUGUGGUAAGUCGUAUGUCUAAAUUUUAGUAAAGCCUCCCGAGUGGUGCAGUGGUCUAAGGCACUGCAUCGCAGUGCUAGCUGUGCCACUAGAGAACCUGGUUCAAAUCCAGGCUCUGUCGUAGCUGGCCGCGACCGGGAGACCCAUGGAGAGUGGUGAAAUGUUAGUCUUGACGCAUAAAAAUCCAGAGUUCGAUUCAAGUUGAAAAAUAAUAAUAAAUGUAUUUGUCGUUCUUCUGGAUACAAAAAUGUAUAGGAUUCUACCAAAACGAAUUGUGAUCAUUAAACUAAAGAAACAAACAGCAGGGUGAACAUGGUCUGGUACGGUCAAAAGACUGUGUGCUGUCAUUCCAGUAACUCCCAUUAGGCUAUGGGGCGUGUAUGUCUUUUAACUGUUUUCUCUAUUGGCCUGUAGAUGGGGUACACACACUUGACAAGGGAUUUAUGGCAAACACACAUACAACAGAAAUGCAUCAUGAAUUGGAAACAUACAAUUAAGCCUAUUUGGCUCCUACAGCAUCACUUCUUCCAUUCUUCUCAGUUAUGAUGCCAGACUCAGACAGAACAUGGUUAGGCAGGGAAGAAGAGGAAUUUGUGCAUUUACUGUUUUCCAAAAUGUAGAAGGAUCACCAGCAGUUUAUAUUGGGGAAGUCAAAAAACCUCCCUAGAGCCCAAGCAUAAUUUUCGCCAUUCCAAACUGCCAUGUUAACGUUUCCUGUCUCCUCCUCUCCCUCCUAAGCAAACAGACUUCCAGAUUUACUCGGAGUACUGUAACAACCACCCCAACGCCUGUGUACAGUUGUCCCGGCGGAUGAAGACCAACAAGUAUGUGUUCUUCUUCGAGGCCUGUCGCCUGCUCCAGAAGAUGAUUGACAUCUCGCUGGAUGGCUUCCUGCUCACGCCCGUCCAGAAGAUCUGCAAGUACCCUCUGCAGCUUGCCGAGCUACUGAAAUAUACCAACCCCCAGCACAGGUACUGUAAACCAGCACACACAUUAUCCUGUAUAUGUACGGUGUACACAUACAAGGAGUUGCACAUAUCCCUUCUAAUCUACACCUAAUUCACUUACAGCAGCGGUAUUGACACUGAUAGUAUAUUUAGUUAUUUUCAGAUUGUAAAUCGGCAGCCAUAUUGGUGACUUUUAUAUAAAACAAAGCUAUUAUAAGAUACAGUGUGAUGUGAGAGAGAAAGGAAUGAGAGUCUAGCAUGGUUGUCUGUUCUGGGACACCCAGGGACUAUAAGGACGUGGAGGCUGCCUUGGACGCCAUGAAGAACGUGGCCAGGCUGAUCAACGAGAGGAAGCGCCGCCUGGAGAACAUCGACAAGAUCGCCCAAUGGCAGCGCUCCAUAGAGGACUGGGAGGUGAGGAACAGUGUAUCAUUGGUCAUGGAACAUAAUCAAAUCAAAUCAAAUUGUAUUGGUCACAUACACGUGUUUAGCAGAUGUUAUAGCGGGUGUAGUGAAAUGCGUGUGCUUCUAGCUCUGACAGUGCAGUAAUAUCUAACAAGUAAUAUCUAACAAUUUCACAACAUAUACCCAAUACACACAAAUAUUAGUAAGGAAUUAAUUAAGAAUAUAUACAUAUAUGGACGAGCGAUGUCAGAGCGGCAUGGACUAAGAUACAGUAGAAUAGUAUAGAAUACAGUAUAUAAUAAUAAUAUGCCAUUUAGCAGACGCUUUUAUCCAAAGCGACUUACAGUCAUGUGUGCAUACAUUUUUACGUAUGGGUGGUCCCGGGGAUCGAACCCACUACCCUGGCUUUACAAGCGCCAUGCUCUACCAAUUGAGCUACAGAGGACCACAAUAUACAUAUGAGAUGAGUAAUGCAAGAUAUGUAAACAUUAUUAAAGUGGCUAAGAUACCGUAGAAUAGUAUAGAAUACAGUAUAUACAUAUGAGAUGAGUAAUGCAAGAUAUGUAAACAUUAUUAAAGUGGACUAGUGUUCCAUUUCUCAAAGUGGCCAGUGAUUUCUAGUCUAUGUCUAUAGGCAGCAUCCUCUAAUGUGCUAGUGAUGGCUGUUUAACAGUCUGAUGGCCUUGAGAUAGAAGCUGUUUUUCAUUCUCUCGGUCCCAGCUUUGAUGCAGCUGUACUGACCUCGCCUUUUGGAUGAUAGCGGGGUGAACAGGCAGUGGCUUGGGUGGUUGAUGUCCUUGAUGAUCUUUUUGAUGACUAGAGUCAGGUUUCCUGACCAGGUGACUUGAUCUGGAAACAACGCCUGAGGUCAUUUAGUCAGGACCAACUCCCUAGCUAUACGAUACACAUUUGUUGACUGAACAAUCUCUCUAUAUCAUGCCCCGUAUCUCUGCAGGCUCUAACAUAUAUUUAUGGUGUGUGUUUGAACAUGGUCAGGGAGAAGAUAUCCUCAGUAAGAGUUCGGAUCUGAUCUUCUCUGGAGAGCUGACGAAGAUCUCCCAGCCUCAAGCUAAGAGCCAGCAGCGCAUGUUCUUCCUCUUCGACCACCAGAUGGUGUACUGCAAAAAGGUGAGCAGCACUGUUAAAAACUACAACCCUUCCCCAACCACGUAAGCGUUAGGGUUAGUAACAGUUCUCUCUAUCCCCCUCUAGGACCUCCUGCGCAGGGACAUGCUGUACUGUAAGGGUCGCAUGGACAUGGACCAGAUUGAGGUGUUGGAUGUGGAGGACGGGAAGGAGAAGGACUUCAACGUGUCGGUGAAGAACGCUCUGAAGCUGCGCUCGCUGGCGGGGGACGAGAUCCACCUGCUGUGUGCCAAGAAGCCUGAGCAGAAACAACGCUGGCUCCGAGCCUUCCAGGACGAGAGGAGGCAGGUGCAGCACGACCGUGAGACAGGUGAGGUGCCACCCCGUUGCCUUAGGGAUAACUGUCAGUUAACCGUCUCUGUCAUAAUUGUGCGCCACCGUUUGAAAAAGGUAUGUGAUGAACUGCCGACCUGUGUUUAUUACUAGUCAGCUGUGUUUCCUUUCCUGUUAGUCAAAUGUGAGAUUCGUCCUCCUGUCUCUCUCUCUACCCCAGACUACUGCUGCCAUAAUAGUUCAAACAGCUGUUGUGGCAGUGACUGUGGUCAGAGAACAGAGAACCAGGAAGAGAAGGGUAUGCUAAAUGGUUCAGAGUGUCAUUGAUCCCUCAGAUAAACAGGCAAAAGGGCCCAUCAAUCCAUCUCAGCUGCCCCCCCCCCCCACCCUUCGCUUCUCUGCCAUAGUCUUAGGGUUUUGUCUGGGAUCUGUGCAUGUGUGGAGGGUUCUGCCUUGCCAUCUGGUUGGAAGUUCAGUGGACUCUUGCUCUGAGGCUGUUAGAUGUGUCUGCCUCCCUAACCCUGAUCCAGUCAGCUCCCCCCUGGAAAAACAGAGCAUAUGGAUGUUACUGAAACUUUCCCAUCCAACAAUCUGGCCUUGUAUUAUUCUGGGUAUUGAUAGGUGGCACUGGCAGAAUGAUAUCUGUGAUAUCCACAUUGACCUAUGACCUAUGUGGUUUCCACCUCCAGGAUUCUCCAUCACUGAGGUCCAGAAGAAACAGGCCAUGCUCAACGCCUGCAAAAGCCAUCCAGCUGGGAAGCCCAAAGGUAUGUCUGGGUAAAGUAGUCCUUAGGGGGUUGGACUGAAUAUGGGUGCAUGGCAGGAAAACUCCAUUUCCCUUUGGGAGUUUUAGGUUUGGCUGUGUGGAUGGGUGUGUAGUGUCGUGGGUGUUGAUUUUUUAAAGAAGCUAAGAUGACAUGUUUGGCUAUAUUUAUACACAUUUAGUUUGUGUGCUUAAUAUUCAUAUGAGCCUCUUUAGAUUCAAAUGCACUUGUAAUCCCCCCCAUCUACAUUUCAAAAACCCUAGUCUCUCGUCACAUUCUUGACAUUAACAUGUUGAAAAUUAAGUCGCUGAUUUAGUUCUGGGUGCUGAGAUUACUAACCCUCCUCUGUUCUCCUCUUCCCCAGCGGUGACCCAGAGAUUACUAACCCCCCUCUGCUCUCCUCUCCCCCAGCGGUGACCCGACCCUAUUGUGACUUCCUGCUCCGUCAGAAGCAGCCAUCUCUGCCCAGCAGCGUGCCCCAGCAGCAGGUCUUCAUGCUGGCUGAGCCCAAACGCAAGGCAACCACCUUCUGGCAAAACAUCGGCAGACUGACGCCUUUCAAGAAGUGA